CUUCUAGUGUUCUCUUUGUUCCCUUUCUUCCUCAAACCUUUCCUGAGAGAAUCACACUUCUCUCUGAGAAAAUGAAGACGCAAGGCUGCUGUGCCAGCUUUUUACAGAGCUCUAAACCCUACUUUGCCAUGAUCUCAUUACAGUUCGGCUAUGCCGGCAUGAACAUCAUAACAAAAAUUUCCCUUAACCACGGGAUGAGCCACUACGUCCUAGUGGUUUAUCGCCACGCCAUUGCCACCGUGGUGAUUGCCCCGUUCGCCUUCUUUUUCGAGAGGAAAGACCAACCAAAGAUAACAUUCCCCAUUUUCAUGCAAAUAUUUGUUUUGGGCCUUCUUGGGCCGGUGAUCGACCAAAACUUCUAUUACGCCGGAUUGAAACUUACAUCCCCGACCUUCUCAUGUGCUAUGAGCAACAUGCUCCCUGCCUUAACAUUUGUCAUGGCCAUUAUGUUCCGGAUGGAAAAAGUUGACUUGAAGAAGGUAAUAUACCAAGCAAAGGUGGUAGGAACAGUUGUGACAGUGGCUGGGGCUAUGUUGAUGACCUUGUACAGGGGACCUAUUGUGGAGCUGGUGUGGUCUAAAUAUGUCCAUCCCAAGAAAUCAAACCUGCCCGAUACGACCAAAACCUCCGAUAAGGACUGGCUCACCGGUUCCAUCCUCCUCAUCAUCGCCACCGUCGCCUGGGCCUCUCUCUUCAUUUUGCAGAAAGUGGCGUUGAAGACAUAUGAAAAGCAUCAUCUUUCUCUCACAUCGUUGAUAUGCUUCAUGGGAACCUUACAGUCUAUUGUUGUCACCUUUGCCAUGGAGCACAAAGCCUCUGCUUGGCACAUUGGCUGGGACAUGAACCUUCUUGCUGCAGCAUAUGCUGGAAUUGUGACAUCAAGCAUUUCAUACUAUGUCCAAGGACUGGUAAUGAAAACUAAAGGACCGGUUUUUGCAACAGCUUUUAGCCCUUUGAUGAUGAUCAUUGUGGCUAUUUUGGGCUCCUUCAUCCUUGCAGAAAAGAUCUAUCUUGGAGGUGUUCUUGGAGCCAUCUUGAUUGUAGCAGGUCUCUACUCAGUUCUGUGGGGAAAGUACAAAGAAGAAAAAGAGACUAUACUCCAAGACGAAAUACCGGAAGCAAUCAAGAGUUCCCAACUAAACAGUACUGCUACGAUGGCCAUAAUUGGAGAUAUUGAAGCUAAUGAUGUUGAGUUGCAGAAAGCGGAAGCUAACAAGCUUUCUGUAGUUGCCAUUAACUUACCAAUCUCUGAUCCUCCCACCAAAGCCAAGCAAGAAGCCUGAACCCAAGCAAAAUUUGGACUUUUUUUUUUUUUUUUU
This is a messenger RNA of Ilex paraguariensis (yerba mate), 1319 nucleotides long. The record is from the annotation of a GenBank genome assembly. Lineage: Eukaryota; Viridiplantae; Streptophyta; Magnoliopsida; Aquifoliales; Aquifoliaceae.